Messenger RNA from Choloepus didactylus (southern two-toed sloth), 1540 nucleotides. It is a transcript of the gene TMED3, whose product is annotated as transmembrane p24 trafficking protein 3. Lineage: Eukaryota; Metazoa; Chordata; Mammalia; Pilosa; Megalonychidae. The record is from RefSeq and is a predicted model, not a curated record. Gene Ontology annotation, cellular component: COPII-coated ER to Golgi transport vesicle; endoplasmic reticulum-Golgi intermediate compartment; COPI vesicle coat. Gene Ontology annotation, biological process: Golgi organization; intracellular protein transport; endoplasmic reticulum to Golgi vesicle-mediated transport. Bases 188 to 853 code for a protein of 221 amino acids. The transcript is spliced from 3 exons.
GCGGCGCGCUCUGUCUGGGUCCCGGGCUCGACCCAGAGCGCGCGGCUGCGCACUCAGCCGCCCGCCCUCCCGGAAACGCAGCGGCCGGCUCGCGCCACGUCAAUCCCAGUACAGCCUCCGCGGCACCGGCGGCCGCUGUCUUGGCCCGCAAGGGGCGCAGCGCCCGAGCCGCGGCCCAUUGGACGGGAUGGGGCGCAUCACAGGCCGAGGGACCUCGCUGUCCGUUUCUGCGAUGCUUCUUUUGCUGCUAUUGUUCCGGGCGGAGCAGCUGAGGGGCGCCGAACUGACUUUCGAACUGCCGGACAACGCUAAGCAGUGCUUCCACGAGGAGGUGGAGCAGGGUGUGAAGUUUUCUCUGGACUACCAGGUCAUCACUGGAGGUCACUACGAUGUUGACUGCUAUGUGGAGGACCCUGUGGGGAACACCAUCUACAGGGAAACCAAGAAGCAGUACGACAGCUUCACAUACCGUGCUGAGGUCAAGGGAGUUUAUCAGUUUUGCUUCAGUAAUGAGUUUUCCACCUUCUCUCACAAGACCGUCUACUUUGACUUUCAAGUGGGUGAUGAGCCCCCCAUUCUCCCAGACAUGGGGAACAGGGUCACAGCACUCACCCAGAUGGAAUCUGCCUGUGUGACAAUUCAUGAGGCUCUGAAGACGGUGAUUGACUCCCAGACACAUUACAGGCUGCGCGAGGCCCAGGACCGGGCCCGGGCUGAUGACCUGAAUAGCCGAGUCUCCUACUGGUCUGUGGGUGAGACCAUCGUCCUGUUCAUGGUCAGCUUCAGCCAGGUGCUGCUUCUGAAGAGCUUCUUUACAGAAAAACGACCUGUCAGCAGGAGCGUCCACUCCUAGCUGAUGCUUCCUGCUCCAGGGCCCCUUGUACUCCACGGCACUUCUGGGUCCCAGGCCCGCGGGGCAACCAGGCGGUCCCUGGGCUGGAGGGUCUGACACUGGUGGAGGCGAGCACAGGGUCAUGUGCUGUUGGGGCAGCCCCUUGGCUUCUGUUCAGGUGCUUGAUCCACUGUCUGCAGCAAGCCAGCCCUCGUGCCCUCAUAGCCACAGCACCUGGCAACCAGGAAUUGGAAGCAUCAGGUUGCAAUUUGUUGUAUGCAAUUGUUUGAAUAAAAGUUUACAAUUAGACUUGGUAUUGACUACUGUGGGUGGGCAGGCAGGGAGCGGGCCAGUGACCUGGUAGAUAGGAGGAACCCUAUAUACCCCCCAGGCCUCCAGGUCGGCCCAGGACUGUCCCUUGGCUCCUCGAUGCAGUGAGCAGUUGCAACUCAUUGGGUCAUUUGGCUUGUGUGUUCUACCCCAUAUGUGGAAAAGAAGGAGGCCCUCAGUUCUAGCCUUUCCUCCCAUGGAGCUCUUUCUAACUGAAUAAACCAGGCCCUGAAGCAGCUUUGCAGAGCCUCCCACCCAGGUGAGCCAUGGUGUCAACCGUGUAAGAAGGAAAAAUGGUGAUGGGGUGCCCCUGGCUAACUGUGUAUCUCCUAGGAGGUGGAACUGUGGUUAAUAAAAACUGAGUGUGAGCGACAUGAA